Messenger RNA from Rhodofomes roseus, 654 nucleotides. RefSeq names its product ribosomal protein L6, alpha-beta domain-containing protein. The record is from RefSeq and is a predicted model, not a curated record. The coding region runs from base 1 to 654 and encodes 217 amino acids. NCBI's taxonomy places the organism in Eukaryota, Fungi, Basidiomycota, Agaricomycetes, Polyporales, Fomitopsidaceae. Gene Ontology annotation, cellular component: ribosome; mitochondrial large ribosomal subunit. Gene Ontology annotation, biological process: translation. Gene Ontology annotation, molecular function: rRNA binding; structural constituent of ribosome. The transcript is spliced from 2 exons.
AUGGUCCUGCGGCAAGUUGUCCGACAUGCCCUCCAUGCAGGUCGCUCCUUCAGCACAUCCGCCGCAAGGGGCGCCAUGUAUAUCUCCAACGUAGGCAAGCAGCACAUCCACUAUCCCCCCACCAUCUCCUUCGCGCAAACACCGACCGCCCUCUCCGUCACGGGCCCGCUCGGGACGACCAGCGUCCCUCUCGAGCCCUUCAUGAACCUCGCGUUCGCAGACGAGAACAAGCUCGCCGUGUCCGUACAGGACGCCUCGCAGAAGAAGCAGCGCUCGAUGUGGGGGCUCACGCGCACGCUCAUCAACAACGCGAUUACAGGCAUGACCGAAGGCUUCGCGACACCCGUAUACCUCGUCGGCGUCGGGUACCGUGCGGCGCUCGAGGCGGACCCGAGGGGCAAGACGGAGGGCAUGUCUGGCGAGAGGCUGAACAUGAAACUCGGCUUCUCGCACCCCGUGUUUGUGCCCAUCCCGGAACACAUCAAGGUGGAGGUGCCGGCAGCGACGAGGAUCCUGCUGAGCUGUACAGACAAGCAGCUGUUGGGACUGUUCGCCGCAAAAAUAAGGAAAUGGAGGCCACCAGAGCCGUACAAGGGCAAGGGAGUCUUCGUUGGGACCGAGCGUGUCCGCAUAAAGGCAAUUAAGAAGAAGUAG